Adineta ricciae is the source of this 1095-nucleotide messenger RNA. The record is from the annotation of a GenBank genome assembly. Lineage: Eukaryota; Metazoa; Rotifera; Eurotatoria; Adinetida; Adinetidae.
AUGAGUACAACUACCUAUGGCACUCCAUCAUAUACUUCAAAUACAACUAAUACAAGUUCCAACCCAUUACUUUAUACAUUUCGAAGUCAAGAUACAGCAAUUCAACCAUAUUUUAUUGUUGUUGCUCAAUUUCUCUUUUUUGAAAUUUGCUUUCGUCUUUGGAAUCGAAUUCUUUAUGGAACAUGGUUAUUAGCCAGUGAUUUCAUUAGUAUUCGAAUAAUUCCAUCAUCAUCUCGUCCAUCUGUACGCAAAAAGGUAUCUCCUAUUCGAAUCUUCUCUCCCUUUGAUAGCCAAAAAGCGAUUUUAUUGAAAACUAAAGAGGAUCUUGAAGAACAUAAAAAGAAACCAACAUUUGAUCUAUUUGAUAUUCUUUUCAUUUGUUUACCAUUAAUUGGUCAUGCAAUUUGGUAUUGUAUUAUUCAAGGAACAUCAGAUUGUAAAUCCGCUGCCCAUGGAACAACAUGGAAUUGCUACAAUUUGUUUGGUUAUCGAGUUUAUAAUUAUCUAUUCGAUUCAUUUUCGAUGUUUGCAUUUGAAUAUAUUUCCAAAUGGAUUAUUUUACAUGAUAAAACACUUCAUAAUAUUCCAUGGAUUGAUCGAAAACAAAAUUGGCGAAGAAUUUUAGUAAAGGUUAUAUUUUAUUCUUCGAUGGUAAUAUCAACAAUCACAUUUGUCUUUGUUGCUGCUCUGCUAUUUCCAUAUAUCUUUACAAAUGUUAUUCCAAUGACCGCCAUCUAUUCGUUUAUCGUUGUCAUCUAUGCUUAUAUCGUCACGAUUUAUACGUGUUUCCUUAAAUUAUUUACAUUUAUUUCAAAGAAAAUCUUCAAAUCUGAUGAUAAAAAGGAUGAACUUCCACGAAUCCAAGUGGCAGUUAAGAAAUAUUAUUACAAACGACGAUUGAUUAUUCGUUUCGCCGUACGAUGGUCACCACAUUUAAUACCGUUUUUGUACAAUUUAUCACAAUAUUUUUAUUAUAAUGGAGGAGAUUAUAUAGAUGCACUUAAUCAAGAAGCGUCAUCGAGAUACGUUCACGGAUAUUUCGAGCGAAUGACAAAUUCAUCACAAAUCGCUCAUACAAUAUUAUCAACACUUUAA